AUGAAAGGCUUAGUGGCCGGCUUUCGCACACUUUGCCUCUCCUUCGUACUGCUGGUUGCGGUCCUCUACGUGAUCUCUGGCUUUGCGACCAUGACCAUCGGCAGCGACCUCCGAACGACAGACAUGGGACUCAUGCCGCAUUUCGACACUGUGCCACAGUCGAUGUUUACUGCCUUCCUUUGCUUCGCGGGCGAGUGCAUUGACCGCUCCGGACGACCGAUCCCAACGCUGAUGGCCGAAGCCUACGGCCUUCCCUUUGUCAUGGGAUACGUUGUGAGCUAUAUGCUAGUCUCCAUGGGAAUCUUCAACGUCAUUCUGGCGGUUUACGUCGACAUCACCAUGAAAGCUGCCAAGGAGACCGAAGCGGUGACGGCUGAGCAGCAUGCGCGUGAGUCCAUCCGCAUCGCCCGGACGACGCGUGAGCUGCUGAAGAAGUUCGCUGCCGCUUACCGCCUUUACCAGGAUUCUGAGGCGUCGAACAAAAUGUCGCAGCUCGAUUUCAACACCAGCUCCAUACAGUUUACGGACAAUGACAUUCAUGCGCAGAUA
This is a messenger RNA of Symbiodinium pilosum, 549 nucleotides long. The record is from the annotation of a GenBank genome assembly. Lineage: Eukaryota; Dinophyceae; Suessiales; Symbiodiniaceae.